Messenger RNA from Dentiscutata erythropus, 1447 nucleotides. Lineage: Eukaryota; Fungi; Glomeromycota; Glomeromycetes; Diversisporales; Gigasporaceae. The record is from the annotation of a GenBank genome assembly.
AGCUGGUUAUUCUGAAAAGAAAGAAUAUUAUUCAGAUGAAGAUGAUCAAAAUAUUAAAGAAAGAAAUCGGGCAUCACAACGUUGUGGUUGUCCAUUUUAUAUUUGUGCUUCUUUAAAUGAUAAUAAUGAAGAUGUAAAACAAAAAAUAGAAUUGUUACGUCGUGCUGGUGUAGAUGUUCCAACAAUACGUUCAAUUCUUAAUGAAGAAUUUGGUACUCAUGUUACAUGGAUGUACAAUGAUAUCUAUAAUUUUGUUUAUCAAUUAGAAAGUUCUAAUUCAGGAAAAAAAGAAUUUGAAGCAGAAGAAUUUAUCAAUGUAUUAGAACAAAUUAAAAAUAAUAAUGAUGAAUUUCAAUAUUAUACAUAUAUCAAUGAUGAUACAAGAAGAUUGGAAAGAAUUAUUUGGAUGUUUCCUGAACAGCGUAUAAAUUACAGUAGAUUUUAUGACAUUGUUAUAUAUGAUAAUACUUAUAAAACCAAUCGUUUUCAUAUGCCAUUUGGAGUUUUUACUGGAGUAAACAAUUAUGGAUAUAGUAUAUGUUUUGCAGGUGCGUUAAUGAUAAAUGAAACAGAAGAAAAUUUUAUUUGGGUUUUUAAUAAUUUUUUAAAAAUGGUUAAUCAAAAUGCUCCAUUAGUUAUACUUACUGAUGACGAUCGUGCAAUGGCAAAUGCUUACACAAAAAUUUUGAAACCAUUGGCAUUUGUUAAAGAUUUUUAUAAGUGUCUUGGAGAAUUAGAUAUUUCUGAUUUUCUUACACAAUGGGAAAUAUUAAAAGCACUUUAUCCACCUGCAUCAAGUUAUUUAUUACGUAUGGAAACAACAAAAGAAAAAUGGGCUGCAUGUUAUAAUCUUGAUACAUUUAUGGCAGACAUGAAUACAACACAACGUGGAGAAUCUAUGAAUAAUAUGCUCAAAGGUUAUUUGGAUGCUAGUACAUCUCUUAUAACAUUUCUUAAUGCUUUUCAAUCAGCUUUAGAAGUUCAAAAAGAAAAAACUGAAUUUACUAUAUAUCGCCAAAAUAAUUAUAAUAUUUUAUAUAAGACUACCAAUCCUCAUGAAUUUCAGUGUGCAUCAAUUUUAACUUCUUAUUCUUAUAAAAAAACCCAAGAACAAUUAUUGCAAUCAUCUAAUUAUAAAUUCAAUCAAUUGAAAAAAUUUUCAUUGUACAAAGGCAUGAAUGAGAAACAAAUGGACGAAUUGCAUAUUUUUAGAACUGCAACACAACUUAAUUUAACAGAAUUACCACUUAGUAUUUUUUACGAACGUUGGAGAAAAGAUCCUAGCGAAGAAAAACUUAUUAAAAAUUAUAUUACUUUUACAACUUCUACUACUGGUUCUUCGAAUAUUCCAAAUUCAAAUUUGCAACAAUUACAACAAUUAUCUAAUAACGAAUUUGAUAAUUAUGAAUAUAUGCUUACACGAUUGUUACAAAAAGUGAAAAGAUUU